Messenger RNA from Anthostomella pinea, 180 nucleotides. Lineage: Eukaryota; Fungi; Ascomycota; Sordariomycetes; Xylariales; Xylariaceae. The record is from the annotation of a GenBank genome assembly.
AUGGCUCCUCCCACCUACAUCAUCUCGCGGGUGGCAGACCCGAUCUUCGCGCUUGCUAUCGGCCUCAGCGCCGCGGGUCUGAGGAUCAAUCGCGAAGAGAAAGAAAAGGGCAAGACGACCCAGCAGACCAUAGAAUCUGCUAAGAGACGCAUUAACAUGACCAUCAACUCCAUGCAAUAA